AUGGAUGCACGUAACCAGACAUUUGUGAGAGAAUUCAUUCUUCUGGGUCUUUCUGGCCAUCCAAAACUUGAGAUCACUUUCUUUGCUCUAAUUCUUAUAAUGUAUCUAGUGAUUCUUACUGGCAAUGGUGUUCUCAUCAUAGUAAGUGUCUUUGAUGUCCAUCUUCACACCCCCAUGUACUUCUUCCUUGGCAACCUCUCUUUCUUGGAUAUCUGCUACACAUCCUCCUCUGUUCCUUCAACUAUGAUGAGCUUAAUCACAAAGAAAAGAAACAUUUCCUUCUCUGGAUGUGCAGUUCAGAUGUUCCUUGGAUUUGCCAUGGGGUCAACAGAAUGUUUCCUCCUGGGCAUGAUGGCCUUUGACCGCUAUGUGGCCAUCUGCAACCCUCUGAGAUACCCUGUCAUCAUGAGCAAGGUGGUGUAUGUGCUGAUGGCUACCAUAUCAUGGCUUUCUGGUGUAAUCAACUCAAUUGUGCAAACAGCUCUUGCUAUGCAGUUGCCUUUCUGUGGGAAUAACAUUAUUAAUCAUUUCUUAUGUGAAAUAUUAGCUGUCCUAAAAUUAGCUUGUGCCGAUACAUCUCUCAACAUUAUCACCAUGUUGGUGUCCAAUGUGAUCUUCCUGGUUCUUCCACUGUUGGUCAUCUUCUUCUCCUAUAUUCUCAUCCUCUACACCAUCUUGAGAAUGAAAUCAGCCACAGGGAGACACAAGGCCUUUUCUACCUGCUCUUCUCAUCUGACUGUGGUGAUCAUAUUUUAUGGUACCAUUUUCUUUAUGUAUGCAAAACCCAAGUCCCAAGACAUGCUUGGAAAAAACAAGAUGCAAGCUUCAGAGGGGCUUAUUUCUGUGUUUUAUGGGGUAGUGACCCCUAUGCUAAAUCCUAUAAUCUAUAGUUUGAGAAAUAAGGAUGUAAAAGCUGCUGUGAAAUAUUUGCUGAGUAGGAAAACUGUUAACCAAUAA
Messenger RNA from Choloepus didactylus (southern two-toed sloth), 957 nucleotides. RefSeq names its product olfactory receptor 13C4. Gene Ontology annotation, biological process: G protein-coupled receptor signaling pathway. The transcript has a single exon. Lineage: Eukaryota; Metazoa; Chordata; Mammalia; Pilosa; Megalonychidae. Bases 1 to 957 code for a protein of 318 amino acids. Gene Ontology annotation, cellular component: membrane. Gene Ontology annotation, molecular function: G protein-coupled receptor activity; olfactory receptor activity. The record is from RefSeq and is a predicted model, not a curated record.